CAAGCCGCAUCAUGGUGGCAACAAAAGCAGAAAACACGCAAGCGAGCUGGCAAGAAUCCUAUUAAAUCAUGGGAUAAACUUAAGGAGAAGCUAUGCAAAACUUUUUUACCUCCUCAUUACACGAGUUCGGUGUCUAAUCGUUUGAAGAAUGUGAAACAAAGAGCCGGAUUUGGGGAUGAUUUCACGAGGAAUUGUCACGUUCAUGUCAACAAUUUCGUGGAGAAGCCUACUUAUGAUCGAGAUUGUUACGUUCAAGACAACGACUUUGUCGAUAAACCUGUCCAUGUUAUCUACGAUGAUGAGAAUAAUGAUUUGUCUCCUAUAUGCAUAUGA
This is a messenger RNA of Arabidopsis thaliana (thale cress), 333 nucleotides long. RefSeq names its product retrotransposon Gag. The transcript has a single exon. The annotation marks the transcript as partial. The record is from RefSeq and is marked reviewed. Lineage: Eukaryota; Viridiplantae; Streptophyta; Magnoliopsida; Brassicales; Brassicaceae.